Molecule: messenger RNA, 1580 nt
Organism: Paramacrobiotus metropolitanus
Lineage: Eukaryota; Metazoa; Tardigrada; Eutardigrada; Parachela; Macrobiotidae
Product: acidic leucine-rich nuclear phosphoprotein 32 family member A-like
Exons: 4
Coding region: 839-1426 (195 amino acids)
Cellular component (GO): nucleus
Molecular function (GO): histone binding
Source: RefSeq, a predicted model, not a curated record
CAGGGAUGUUAAAACUCCAGCAAUGACGGGUACGCGCAAUCCGGUUCAAACUUGGCAUGCUCGAUCCACGGAUCGUCAUCCACUGUCCACUUUUCCAGCUUACGACCGCAGCAGAAGCACCGGACCCGGUCUUCUCCAGCCUCCAUGAAGAAGAAACCCGCACGUGCCAUGUCAUUCGCUCGAUGCGUAACCCAUCCCGGCCAAUCAGCGUACGUUGCGAAGCGCUCUCGAUAUUCUUUCAUAGCGGGGACGUAGAGCUCGUCAUCAGGGACCAUCGCAGCAUAAGAGCAAUUAGGAUUAGAUCGCCGGUGCUCGAACAUGGGUUUGUCACCCAUCAUCCAGUUGAAGUGUACGACGUUGCAGACGACACACUUGACUUCAUCUCCUGUACCCGUAUAAAUAUAUCCCGCUUCCGCUAACGACUGUGGGGAAACGUAAGCCAGAGGCCACUUUUCAAACGUCUUGAACCGAUCGGCAAAAUUCAUAUUCCGCUCAGCAUUCUGCAACUAAACGAAAGUCUAUUUAAGGACCUCAGAACGCAGUCGUUUGCUAACGCUUACAUUAUGGCAAACCUACAGCAUAUGCUGUGCUACGCGCGCAACGUGGAGCAAAAAUGUGAAAAAGUGCUUUUGAUUCUUCUUUAUGUUGUAUUUUUUGUGGUAUUCGCUGCAUUUGUCGUUACGGAAGGAGUCGGAAAAAUCUUACAAAGUGAUCACUGGAACAAAACCAUGCGAAAUUUAACGUCAUAACUCACCGGCAUGAUUGGUACCGCAGCAGCCGUAAAUCCUUGGAUUUGGAUAUCUCACUGGUAUCAACAAAAAAUGUGUCCGCCGCCGACAUGGAGAAAGCGUUUCAAAAUUUAUUCGAAAAGCUGGGCCCCCAAACACCAGGCUUGGUUUUUUACCGAAAGCAGAUUCCACCAUCUAUUUUGCCUGAUCUCGCCAAGUUUCAAGGGCUUAAAAAGCUCAGCCUGAUUGACUGCAACUUGCGCUCGCUGGAAGGGUUACCACGGCUCCCCGAUCUACGUAUAUUAAUGCUGGGUGACAACAAUUUGGACGACCUCAGCCCCAUUCCUAACUGCUUCCCCAACUUGGAGAAGUUGUCCGUUGUGGGAAAUAGAAUUAGACUGCGGGAUCAGCUGCAACCGCUGACGCGUCUGAACAAAUUGCGCGCCUUGGACGUCGAAGGAAACGACAUCUGUGAAAUUCGAGGACACGACCGUUGGCUGAAAGACACGUUCCCACAGGUGACGCAUUUUAUUAUCGUCGCGUACGAUGUGGACGGCGAUGAAGAGGACGAUGGUAAUGCUACUCGGAUUCUUUGCAAUGAACACCUGGACGAUGAUGAUGAGGCAUUCGACGAUGAUCAGAUGGACAAUUUAGAAGUAAUAAUGGUCAUGCCAAUUGACUUACUUGAGAGUAUUUGAAUGCUCCAUUUAUCGAUAUUGCAUUCUCCACUUUAUAGUUUAAGUGUUUAUUGUUUUGCGACUUGGAAUGCGCUAACUGCGGUUGAUAAAAUAAAUGAAUUGAAAAACGGUGAUACCGUACGAUGUUUUACCUCCUUUACAACAACCUUUUACA